Messenger RNA from Papaver somniferum (opium poppy), 738 nucleotides. RefSeq lists its product as uncharacterized. The transcript is spliced from 5 exons. Bases 1 to 738 code for a protein of 245 amino acids. Lineage: Eukaryota; Viridiplantae; Streptophyta; Magnoliopsida; Ranunculales; Papaveraceae. The record is from RefSeq and is a predicted model, not a curated record.
AUGAUAGAUUUUGAAUAUGAUCCUGCAAAGAAACAGUUCCAAUGGAUUUUCAUCUCAUUUGAUGCAUGCAUCAAAGCGUAUCGGUUUUGUCGGCCAAUGGUCUACUUGGAUGCUACUUUCCUUACUGGUAGAUUCAGAGGUUGCUUGAUGGAAGCUACUGGGAUCAAUGGUGAUAAAGGAUUUUUCCCACUUGCUGUGGCACUAGCCAACGCUGAAAAUAACAACAGUUGGGAGUGGUUUUUAAGAAAUUUGACUCAACUUGUUGGUGAAGGGAGGCCAAUCACCUUCCUUUCGGAUCACCAUGAAGGUCUCUUACAUGGUAUUCCACUUUUCUUUCCAGAUUCAUACCAUAGCUACUGCUACUAUCAUUUGAAGAAUAAUCUGCCCAUCACUGACUCAGAUCCUAGGUAUACGCUUGUUGUCGGUAUAGACGCACAACUAGUAGGAGAAUCAUUCAAUAGCUGGAUUCUGGUUCACAGGAAAAUGCAUGCAUCUGCUCUUCUUGAUCAGAUUAGGAUGAAAAUAAUGGUAAUUCUGGCAGGACGUCGUGAUGAUGGCUCUAAGAUGAUGAUUCUAUUAACUCCCGAGUAUGAGGAAAGGCUUGAGUAUCUUCAAGAUGAAUUUUUGGCUUGGAAAGUAUUGGUGGCUAAUCCAACCGUGUUUGAAGUUUUUAGCGAAAGAACUCACAGAGUGGACCUAGAACACUGGACUUGCACCUGUCAAAGGUGUAACUACUAA